GAAUACGAAAGCUAGUGAGUGAGUGAGAGGAAUUCAUGAAGUUUGGAGUCUUGUGUUUUUUAAGAGUUCUUGCGGUUACACUUCGUGCUGUUGGUGGUAACCGAUUAUACGGAUGUGUUCACACUGGGAGAUUAUUACUACUGUUAACAACUGCCUAUCGUGUUGGCUCAUCAUUUUCUUACAACAAUUCAGGUGCUGCGAGAGCUCGUCUCAUCUCACCUGUGGCCAGUCCAGUCAGUCUCAGUCGGUCUCGAAGCUUCGUGUCGCGCAGAGACCUCGUCGUGUGCUCCGACGCAAGUUUGUGACUGAGAGCGAAAGAUUAGAGAGAGAGAGAGAAACGCCGCUUCGUUUGUUACCUGUCUGUCUGUCUGCAACGGAAACAGAAAAGGUUAAAAAAACUGAGGAUAUAUCUCUCUCCCCUCCAGCCCUUCUCUUCGUUCAGAACCGUCGAACUGAAAGUGUCUUGUCUUUGAGAGACGAGUUGAACCAUUUAUACACAUACUAUACCCCCCUACGAAAACAUAGGUCCUUGAAGGAUGGCAGUAGGAUCCGUCCCACGAGAAACCGUCGUCCAGAUGCCUGAAGGUGGCGCCUCGAUGGAAGCCCAACAGCAAGAGUCCUCUGCAGAAACUGCAACUGCAGGGCCCAUUUCCCUCCCGAGGUGCAAAUCGCGCCUCUUCAGCUGGCGCGUGGCCGGUGCCGUUCUAGCCCUCCUGGUUGUCCUCGGAUGGAUAUUCAUCAUCGUGAUGCUCAUCCUGGAGGAGAAGUGGCAGCUGGUGCUGGUGGCCUGGUUGCUCCUCUACUCCGCCGCCCACUUCUGCUACUGGUACUGCAAGCGCCACAGCCUUAUCACGCUACACCGUCAUCAGAUAAGGUUACGCGUGCUCACCCACUCCAGGAACGCCGAGAACGGGGAGAAAGCCGACAAGCCCCCGACCUACGACGAGGUGAUGAAGACCGAGGCGCCUCCCCCGGCCUACUUCACAGUCGUCUCGGAGGCCUUCAAGAUGCCUUCGGCGGGAGUCUCCCCCUGCGUCCCCGCGGACGUGCCCUCGGUGUCCUCCUGCGUCGAGAAGCAGCAGUCACAAGCCGCCUCCGGCAACGAGGACUCUAAGAAGACGAAGAGCAGCAAGAAGAUGAAGAACAGCAGCAACAUGCUGACGAUCGAGAUCCGCGAGUGUCCCCCAGCCUACCAGAGCCCCAGGUCCCCCCGGGCGCUUUCCCCGAGGAUCCUGCCUUCGAUCCACGAGGCUGGAGGUUCCCUUGUGACUGCUACCGCCGCAGCUUCUGCCGCAGCGACGGCCACAGCUGCGUUCUCCUACUUCGUCCCGACUACCGCCGGAGACGCCGACGCGGCGGCUGCUACGACAGCAGCAGCGGAAGACCCCAUCAGGAACCCCAUCGUCCAGCACUUGAGGUCUGCGACGAUGCCCACACUGGAGGUCUCCUCCAACGUCGAUGUCUCCAACGGAAGUGCGGAGGAAGAAGGAGGAAGAGGAGAGGUAACAAGGAAUGUCAGAGACCAAAUUGAAGAGGUCGACGUCCACAGAUCGUCGAUCUUGUAAAAGAAGUGAACCACUAUUUUUAAAUAAUUUAUUGUUUUUUUUUUAUCUUGUUAUUAAUCUCUUUCCGGGUGAUAUUUAUAUGUACAAAUAUUAUAAUUAAGUCAUGAAUAACCUGCGUACAAAUGCUGUGCCCUGUUAAAAAUUUAACGUUGUUAUCAUCAGACCCCCCCCCGCUCAGUGACAACCUUGUUACCAAUUAGACUUAAGGCCAAUAUGUUAUAUAUAUUUUAUAUAAUAUUCUAUAUAUCCAAUAAGCUUUUCGCUCCUCCACUUUGUUUGAAGUCGAAGCAAAGUGCAAAGUCAAGCGGAAAUCGCCCUUGUGAUCCUUAGCUGUAAGGGUUUUUUUUAAUAUCUUUUGACAAUUUACUGUCAAAUAAAUGAAAUAAUCCUGAAA
This is a messenger RNA of Macrobrachium nipponense, 1959 nucleotides long. RefSeq lists its product as uncharacterized. The record is from RefSeq and is a predicted model, not a curated record. Lineage: Eukaryota; Metazoa; Arthropoda; Malacostraca; Decapoda; Palaemonidae. The transcript is spliced from 3 exons. The coding region runs from base 537 to 1565 and encodes 342 amino acids.